Penicillium pulvis is the source of this 1356-nucleotide messenger RNA. RefSeq names its product tRNA (guanine-N2-)-methyltransferase. Gene Ontology annotation, cellular component: cytoplasm. The record is from RefSeq and is a predicted model, not a curated record. Gene Ontology annotation, biological process: methylation. Gene Ontology annotation, molecular function: nucleic acid binding. Bases 1 to 1356 code for a protein of 451 amino acids. Lineage: Eukaryota; Fungi; Ascomycota; Eurotiomycetes; Eurotiales; Aspergillaceae. The transcript is spliced from 5 exons.
AUGGAAUUCCUUAUCCGGCUUGCCCAAUGGCAUGAAUCCUUCCGCGUCGCGGAACUGAAAGCCGUGGCCACAGUCAUCGGGGCCGACAUUGAGAUUGUCUCUUAUGAGGACGCUUCACCAUAUUGCAUCGUCAAGCUCCCAGACGAAGCAGCUGCACGCGCAUUGAUCGCGCGCUGCAUCUUAGCCAAAGACAUCUAUGAGCUAUGGGGUCAUGGAACCAACUAUGAAGAAGUCCAUGCCGAUGUUAAGCAACGAACCCCACAUCUCUGGGCCCAAUAUGAAACCGUCCAAUUCGGCUUCGACUUGGAUGCAUACGUAGGAAAGCGCAGCCAAGCUAAAAGGGUAGAGAUCAUCAAGUCAUUCUCCUACCUGGGCUUCCACGGUCCUCUCAAAUUGAAGAAUCCAGAAAAUCAGUGGUUGAUUAUGGAGAGAUACCUUUCUCCUAGUGGAAUACCUGGCGCCGAGAGAGAGAAGAAUCCCGAGCCGCUGAAUAUCUACUUUGGACGCUACCUGGAUAAAAGUGGCCGGGGUGUUAUCGUCGACUACGAUUUGAAAAAACGGAGCUAUAUUUCCACUACAUCUAUGGAUGCGGAGCUGAGUCUUGUGACGGCGAAUAUUGCGCUCGCGGCGCCUGGAAAGGUCUUCUAUGAUCCUUUUGUUGGCACUGGAAGUUUCUUGGUGGCUGCUGCGCACUUUGGGGCUCUGACUAUGGGCUCGGAUAUUGAUCCUCGCAGUUUCCGUGGAAAGGAUGAGGAGCGCAAACAUGGUGAAAUUGCUUUGUUGCGAAAUUAUAAGCAAUAUGGCACCAUGAGCAAGUUUGUCGAUGCUUUCACUUCGGACCUCACCAAUACCCCUUUGCGAAAUGGUCAACUUCUUGACGGUAUCAUUUGUGACCCGCCCUAUGGUGUGCGUGAAGGACUUCGGGUUCUGGGAACUCGAAACGGGAAGGUUAUUGAGCCUGUCGUGAUUGAUGGCGUUCCUGCUCAUUAUCGAGCUGGAUAUAUUCCGCCUAAGAAGCCCUACGGGUUCGAAGCAAUGCAGAAAGAUAUUCUCGACUUUGCGUCUAGAACCCUCGUUACGAAUGGUCGCCUCGCCAUGUGGAUGCCAACAGCUAUCGAAGGCGAUGACUUGAAGGUGCCCAUGCACCCGAACCUGGAGGUCGUCAGUGUUUGUGUUCAGUCUUUCGGCAACUGGGCCCGUCAACUUAUGACCUAUCGCCGUCUUCCGGAAGGUAUAGUCUCUGAUACCUCACAGGGAAGAAACAAGGUCGACAAGACCGGUAUUACGGCAAGCGAGGUCAAUGAUUUCAGACGAAAGUACUUCAACAGGUUCCGAACCAAGGGGACCGCAGACUAG